UGUUGUGUCAUAGAUAAUCAUGUUGUUUUUUACUACAUUUUGACAUAACCUAAAUAUGUUUGUAAUAUAAAUAUACAGUAAUCAAAUUUGAUAUUUGCAACAAAGAAGUGUAAGUAACAUGAAAAUAAAAUCGUUUAACUACUGGCUACAAAGAAAGUGCACGAUACAGCAUUCGUUAAAGAAACGUUGUGAAAUCCCUGUGAAAACCAGGACCUUAGAUGUGACCACCGUAUAUACAGAACUAUUGCUAAUCUGAAAGUUAUAAGUGAGAUUAGUUAAAAGUGGAGCAGCCAGUCCAGCGUGACCUGGGAGAGGCCUGUGUCCAGCAGUGGGCUGCGAUAGGCUGCCUAUAUUGAUUACAAAUACCGAAUUCGCAAUUUCAGUCGGAUAAGAUGCGAGACAAUUCUCCAGGGGUCAGUGUAGCGUGAUAACCCUUACGACGACACUCGGACCUCCGACGCACAGACGCAAGCAAGAACUUCGCCCUUCUGCGACGCGUCUCUUAUAGUCUAUAAAGGCACCCGACGCACACAAAAGAAACAGUACGUCUUCGAUCUCCGUCGAUGAUGUCAAUUUAGACAUUCAGAACAACAGCGCGAGAAUAUCAUACGUACCGAUUACUUGCGAUGACAAGAAUAAUAUUAAUUAAGUGUCGAUUAUAAACAUUGCUUAAAAAUCCCUCCGUUUGGGGCCGCGCAUGCGUGCAGUCGACGUUGUGAUUGGCCGUGUACAGUAACGUUCGCAAAGAAAGCAAAACAUGAGUGGAACGGACAGCUCUAGUGCCAGUCGAACUGCGUGCAACAGUAAAGGCAGCAUGAUUGUUGUUUCGAACCGGCUGCCUUUUAUAUUGAAGAGAAAUGAGAAAACCGGCGAUUUGGAGAGGAAGGCCAGUGCCGGUGGUUUAGUAACAGCUGUAGCGCCAGUGGUGAUCCGUGGCGCCGGCAUCUGGGUGGGAUGGCCCGGUAUCCAUCUGGAGGACCCCAAUGAGAAGAUCCCGGAGUCAGACCCCAAGGACAAGACCCCUACAGCCGGACUGCUCUCGGAGAAGAUAGUACCAAUCCACGCAGAACCAAAGCUCUUCGACAGCUACUACAAUGGAUGCUGCAACGGUACCUUCUGGCCACUCUUCCACUCAAUGCCAGACCGAGCUACGUUCAUCGCUGAUCACUGGAAGGCGUACAUCAAGAUUAACGAGGAAUUCGCCGAGAAAACAGUGAGGGCUCUACAUCUCCUGAAACAACAAAAGGGAAAGAAUGGAAGCUCCCCACCCAUUGUAUGGGUCCAUGAUUAUCAUCUUAUGUUAGCUGCUAACUGGAUUAGACAGCGUGUUGAAGAAGAUGACAUAAAAUGUAAGCUAGCGUUCUUCCUGCACAUUCCGUUCCCGCCAUGGGAUAUAUUCAGAUUGUUCCCCUGGUCAGACGAGUUGUUGCAGGGUAUUCUUGGUUGUGACAUGGUUGGAUUCCACAUAACGGACUAUUGCCUGAACUUCAUAGAUUGUUGCCAAAGAAACUUGGGUUGUCGAGUGGACAGAAAGAAUCUUCUCGUUGAGUUGGGAGGACGCACCAUCUGUGUGCGACCGCUGCCUAUUGGAGUCCCCUUCGACAGAUUCGUGCAGCUGGCACAAAACGCGAAACCAGUGCUCUCUACAAGCCAGCAAAUAAUAUUAGGAGUUGAUAGACUGGAUUAUACCAAAGGAUUAGUGCAUAGACUAAAAGCUUUCGAGAGGCUACUGGAGAAGUACCCGGAACACAUAGAGAAGGUGGUGUUACUGCAGAUCUCAGUGCCGUCGCGGACGGAUGUCAAGGAGUAUCAAGACUUGAAGGAGGAGAUGGAUCAGCUUGUGGGAAGGAUCAAUGGAAGAUUCACUACACCCAACUGGUCACCAAUUAGGUACAUCUACGGAUGCGUUGGUCAAGAUGAGCUAGCAGCGUUCUACCGCGACGCAGCCGUCGCUCUGGUCACACCUCUGCGAGACGGCAUGAACCUGGUCGCUAAGGAGUUCGUAGCUUGUCAAAUCAACAAAACUCCAGGGGUUCUCAUAGUGUCACCCUUUGCUGGUGCUGGAGAAAUGAUGCACGAGGCUCUCAUCUGCAAUCCUUACGAACUGGACGAUGCUGCUGAAGUUAUUCACAGGGCUUUGAUAAUGCCGGAGGACGAGCGUAUAGUGCGUAUGAACCACUUGAGACGACGUGAGCAGCUGAAUGAUGUUGACAGCUGGAUGAAGGCAUUCUUGAAAGCGAUGGACUCUUUAGAGGAAGAGGCCGAUGAUAUCGGAGCUACGUCCAUGCAGCCCGUCACCAUUGAUGACUUCGAUGAAUAUCUUUCGAAGUACAUCGGCUACACCCAGAAGUUGGCCCUACUCCUGGACUACGACGGGACCCUGGCCCCCAUCGCUCCUCACCCCGACCUCGCCACGCUGCCGCUGGAGACCAAGCACACGCUGCAGAGGCUCUCCAACAUGUCCGAUGUUUAUAUUGCUAUCAUCUCCGGCAGAAAUGUCAACAAUGUUAAGAAUAUGGUGGGAAUCGAAGGCAUCACGUACGCCGGUAACCACGGUCUGGAGAUCCUGCACCCUGAUGGCAGCAAGUUCGUUCACCCCAUGCCCAUGGAACUGCAGGAUAAGGUCGUCGACUUGCUGAAGGCACUACAGGAACAGGUGUGCAAAGACGGCGCGUGGGUAGAGAAUAAGGGCGCCCUGCUGACGUUCCACUACCGCGAGACGCCGGUGGCCAAGCGCGCGGCGCUGGCGGAGCAGGCGCGCAAGCUCAUCACGGCGGCCGGCUUCACGCCCGCGCCCGCGCACUGCGCGCUCGAGGCCCGCCCGCCCGUGCAGUGGGACAAGGGUCGUGCAUCCAUUUACAUCCUGAGGACUGCUUUUGGCUUGGACUGGAGUGAAAGGAUUAGGAUUAUCUACGCGGGUGACGACGUUACUGAUGAAGACGCUAUGCUGGCACUGAAAGGUAUGGCAGCAACAUUCCGCAUCGCGUCGUCCCACAUCACGAAGACGUCCGCGGAGCGUCGCCUGUCGUCCACGGACUCGGUGCUGGCGAUGCUGAAGUGGGUGGAGCGUCACUUCUCGCGGCGCAAGCCCCGCGCCAACUCGCUGACGUACAAGUCGGCCCGCAAGGCGCGCGACACCAUCCAGAUGCACAUGUCGUACCAGCUGCCGCCGCGCACGUCGCCGCGCCACACGCCGCCGCGCACUCCCGACAAGCUCUCCAGCGGCUCCGACUCCAGCUAAACUCAUUCCUGCCACUUCUUUCACUCCAUCCUGUUAUAUGAACCAUUGGAUUCUAUGCUACUAUCGUAUUCUAUGACUAUGAUUUGACCAGUCAUAAGCGCUGAUGCAGCACUAUGGUGAUUGGUCGAUUUUGAGAUGAGAUUCUAAGGCAACAUAGUUCAAUGGUUCCUAUCUGAUAUUUUAAUGUGCUAAAGCAAGCUGAGGCUUUUAUUCUAUUUAUCAUUUCCACUUUUGUAGUAAGUUAGGGUUCUUAAAAUUUGUUCUAUAGGACCUACUUGCCCUAUCUAUAUUUAAAUUUAUGGUUCUUAUUCAUAUUUAUGUGAGACAUGAGAUAUGAAUCUCACUUUUCAACUUAUAAACAUCCAUCUAGUAAGUAGCCAGUAUUUAAAACUAAUCGUUCCUGAUGCUUUAAAAACGUAGAAAUUAAAUUCGCUUCAUGUUUCUAAAGCAGUGUCUACCAAAUUUCUUCAUUCAGGUAAAUAUACAGAUCUAAAUAUAGUGAAAUUGACUGAAUAGUAUUUAUAAAUUAUUUGUCUAAAUUAUAUUUUCCAAAGACCUGUCAUUACAUGAAACUGUCGUAGUGCGAGGGCUCCACAUAUACUGGGCACCCUUUCAUAACUAAUUACUUUACGCCUCGUGUAGAUAUUCGUCGUGCAGCGCAACAUUGCAUGUCAUGUAGUGGUUACAACUUAUUUAUGUGAUAGAUUAGUGAUAAUUCGCUUGUAAGGUAAAAUAUUUAAACGUAAAUUAUAACGAGAUUUGUGCACAACUCUAUGGUCGCACCUUUGUAGUGAUCGUUUUGCAUGUGUAAAACUUUUGACUAUGUAAUAGUGGGACAAAACAUCUUCUUGUGAAUGUCAUAUUCCGUAAUAACGCAUAUCUGUGGAGAUCAGUGUACCUUUCUACGCCUUUUAUUUCCUUGACUAUAUUAUAAUCUAUGUUAAAUGUCAUGUGAACUCACUAAAUAUACCGACUUUAUAAUCAGUGCUAAUAUUGUAAAUAAUGUGAUCUUUACAUAAUAAUUGAUAAAAAUAUUGUACUAGUCUAGAAGUGUAGUAGAAUCAACAUGUACUGAAACGUCUCGAAUUUCUAUAACCCGUGUAUUUUUAUAUACAUAUUGAUGUUUUUUAAGAAUUCCAAUAAAACUUACAUGAGACGGAAAA
Messenger RNA from Trichoplusia ni (cabbage looper), 4404 nucleotides. It is a transcript of the gene Tps1, whose product is annotated as alpha,alpha-trehalose-phosphate synthase [UDP-forming] 56 kDa subunit. The record is from RefSeq and is a predicted model, not a curated record. Gene Ontology annotation, biological process: trehalose biosynthetic process. The coding region runs from base 758 to 3241 and encodes 827 amino acids. Gene Ontology annotation, molecular function: catalytic activity. The transcript has 13 exons. Lineage: Eukaryota; Metazoa; Arthropoda; Insecta; Lepidoptera; Noctuidae. Gene Ontology annotation, cellular component: cytosol; alpha,alpha-trehalose-phosphate synthase complex (UDP-forming).